Anolis carolinensis (green anole) is the source of this 969-nucleotide messenger RNA. RefSeq names its product biogenesis of lysosomal organelles complex 1 subunit 1 (gene bloc1s1). Gene Ontology annotation, biological process: endosomal transport. Gene Ontology annotation, cellular component: BLOC-1 complex. Lineage: Eukaryota; Metazoa; Chordata; Lepidosauria; Squamata; Anolidae. The record is from RefSeq and is a predicted model, not a curated record. The coding region runs from base 114 to 488 and encodes 124 amino acids. The transcript is spliced from 6 exons.
GCGCGAGAGAGAGACAGCCCGCCUACGUGGUCACGUGAGAUCUGGGCUGCGUCACGUGACGGGGAAGGGGCCACAGCGGAGGCCCUGCAGCUGAGGAAGCGGAGAUCGCCGCCAUGCUCUCUCGGCUGCUGAGGGAACACCAGGCGAAGCAGGGCGAGAGGAAAGAGCUGCAAGAACGGCGGCGACGGGAGGCCAUUGCUGCAGCCACUUGCGUAACAGAAGCUUUGGUUGACCACUUGAAUGUAGGUCCUUUAAAAGUGGAAUUGGGAAGAGGCUCACUCAGCACCCCCAGGCUGCAGGGAGGCCCAAGCAGGGUUGCACAAGCCUAUGUAAACCAAAGGAAGCUUGACCAUGAAGUGAAGACACUGCAGAUCCAGGCGGCUCAGUUUGCCAAGCAGACAGGCCAGUGGAUCAGCAUGGUGGAAAACUUCAACCAGGCUUUGAAGUUGCCCCUUCUUGAGGAAUCUUUGCAAGGACGAAAUUGGUGACGUGGAAAACUGGGCUCGUAGCAUUGAGAUGGAUAUGCGGACCAUUGCCACUGCACUGGAGUAUGUUUACAAGGGGCAGCUGCAGCCUUCCACCUCUUGAAUGCACACCUGCCUGCCAGUCCUUGGUACCUGCAGAGCUUGGGUUCCUUCUCCCAUUCUCUUUUGAUAGCCAAUGGCAGUGAAGUGGCAAGCUGUAUAUCUGCAAACUAUUGCUACGUAUCUUUGGCUAUGUUGUAGAGUAGGGAAAGAGAUCCCUCCUCUACUGCCUCAAUUGCUGUGGGGAUGUGGUUGUGUUUCUUCUGCGCAAGUGAGGUAAUGCCUUGUUUCUGGGGAAACAAAAACAAGAGCUGGAUGGAGUGAGGCGAAAACAGUAUUCACAUUGCACUGAAAGAUGAAGGGCUUGGCUCUUCUGGGUACGUUUGUAUUGAUCUUUGCUGUAAAGUUGGAAAUAAUGGAAUAAAAACAGACUGUUUGAACACAC